AUGACCGACGGGAGGGGAAGGCCCGCGACCGCGACCGCUAACGUUCCCUUGUCGUCGACCGCGACGAUGUCCAAGCCAUCCAGAUUGCGUCCACCAUUCACUCAGCCGCAGCCUCGGCAGGCCUACCAUCACAACCAUGCUUACGCCUCUUCCUCUUACUCGCGUGCAACGUACCCUGCAUUCCUGCCUCUCAAGGACACCGCCCGCCUGCAGCUCACAUGUGCUGGCCGCGGGCUCCUGGACGCGUUUCGCUGGGACAUUGUCGUCCGCCUAGCUGCCAGCGACCCCGAGAUUCGUGCGAACAUAUUCAAAUCCCUCGUUCUCAAUGCCCUCGCGUUGUCAUCCAUAUAUGCUUUUGACCUGCUCCUUCUCCCUCUCGGCGAGCGUCACUGGCUCCGACGCAACAUAGGCUGGGCAUAUCAGGCUUUCUGGCUUCUUCCUGUCGUCGGCGUCUCGCUCUAUCUCAAUAAUACUUGGUGUACCCUCAUCGCCAAGCGCACUUUCGCACUCCAGCAUGGUCCCCGUGCGGGCGCGUCGCCACCCGCGACGUACACUGGACUCCUGACUGCGCUCGCCACCUCUGCAUACGGCGUGCUCAUGGUGCUCACCUCCGUCGUCUUAUCCCUCGCACUCUCGCGCGUGCCCGUCGCGGGCCCACCCGUGGGCUUCGCGUUCCUCUGCUGGGUCGACGCGCAUGUCUGGAUAGCACGGGGGCUAUCGCUAGCACGGCGCGUGCGGCAUCUGGAGGAGCGUUGGGCAUACUACUUCGCCUUUGGCCUCCCUUCUGCCGCCUUGUGCAUGUGGGGCAGCAGCCUCGCCAACGCGGCGCUUUUUGCACUGGUAUUUCCUGGAUACAUCAUCAUGGCAAUGCACGCGCGUCCCGUCCCACUUGAUCCGUACAACUCGCUCUCUGCAGCGUCGGACGCGAACGACGAUGUGCUGCACCCGCACCCGCUCGUGCCCAUCCGCAUCCCCGUCUUUGCGCUGGUGUUAUGGCUCAAUGACUGGGUCGUGCGUAUACUUACACUUGGCGGUGGGCGGGCCGCACGCGCAGGGCAGAUGAGUGCACAUCGACGAAUGCUGAGCGACGCUGCGGAGAGCGUGGAGGAAGGAGAGCGCUGGCAUUGGACCGUCAUCGAGAUCAGCUACAGGUCGCGCGCGGACUAA
Molecule: messenger RNA, 1167 nt
Organism: Postia placenta MAD-698-R-SB12
Lineage: Eukaryota; Fungi; Basidiomycota; Agaricomycetes; Polyporales; Adustoporiaceae
Exons: 7
Coding region: 1-1167 (388 amino acids)
Biological process (GO): macroautophagy
Cellular component (GO): endoplasmic reticulum
Source: RefSeq, a predicted model, not a curated record